UUUGGAGGGGGUGGUAUGCGAAACUCCAUUAGAAAUCCUUGGUGCUCCUCUUUCAUGGGUGCCGAUAUAGCGAUGAUAUCUAUGUGCCUCAAAUCCCCUGCCGUCCUCACAAAACUUCUCCUCGCGCCGUCCCAAAUCCCAAGCCAGGGGUUGCCUCUCCCUCUUCCUCUUCUCUCCCGCUUCGUCCGAUUCUGGUUAUCUUCUGAAGCUUUCUCCCGUUCUUGAAGCUUAUCGUUUUUUCUGUUCUCAAGAACUCAAAGAAGUGAGCUCAAGAUCUGUUUUUUGUGGCGAUCGAUCUCUUUGGAAUGUCUUCACCUACAGAAUUAGUUUCUGGGAUACCUAGAAUCACUUGAUUGAGCCCUCCUAGAUACCAAGCCUUUGGAAACAAACCCGAGACUUGCAAUUUUUCAUAGUUCAUCGCUUGUUCCGAUGGAUACGCUGCUUAGAACUCACAGUAGAAUUGAGUUGCUCCACCGAGGUUAUGGGGUUGCCGAAAGGCAUAGCCUUUCUUCCACCCCGAAGCUGCAGAACAGUGAAAACAAGCUUUCGUGUAGGAGAGACUACAAGAGAAGGCCCAAAAGGGGUUUUGUUAGAGCUAGCAGCUGUCAACUCCUCGAGCUUGUUCCAGAGAUCAAGAAAGAGAAUCUCGAAUUCGACCUCCCCUUGUAUGACUCAUCUAAAGGUCUUACCUUGGACCUCGCUGUUGUUGGCGGUGGUCCGGCUGGGCUCGCCAUCGCGCAGCAGGUGUCUGAGGCAGGUCUUUCGGUGUGCUCCAUCGACCCCUCACCCAAACUUAUAUGGCCAAAUAACUAUGGUGUUUGGGUUGAUGAGUUCGAAGCCAUGGAUCUCCUUGAUUGUCUCGAUGCCACCUGGCCCGGUGCUGUGGUUUAUGUUGAUGAUCAGAAGAAGAAGCUCCUCGGACGGCCUUAUGGUCGGGUGAAUCGAAAGCAGCUCAAAUCGAAGAUGAUGCAGAGAUGCAUAUUGAAUGGUGUUCGGUUCCACCAGGCCAAGGUUGUCAAGGUCAUCCACGAGGAGACCAAAUCGUUCUUGAUUUGCAGCGAUGGGGUCACAAUUCAAGCAGCUGUUGUUCUUGAUGCAACGGGCUUCUCAAGGUGCCUGGUGCAGUAUGACAAGCCAUACAAUCCUGGUUACCAGGUAGCUUAUGGCAUCUUGGCCGAAGUAGAAGAACACCCUUUUGAUUUGGAUAAGAUGGUUUUUAUGGAUUGGAGAGAUUCACACCUCAAAGAUGGAACAGAGUUGAAAGAGAGGAACAGCAGAAUUCCAACAUUUCUGUAUGCAAUGCCAUUUUCUUCCACAAGGAUUUUUCUGGAAGAAACUUCCUUAGUCGCACGUCCGGGAUUGCAAAUGGAAGACAUACAGGAGAGGAUGGUGGCUAGACUGAGGCAUUUGGGCAUAAAAGUGAAAAGCAUUGAAGAGGAUGAGAGAUGUGUGAUUCCAAUGGGUGGGCCGCUCCCGGUGCUUCCCCAAAGGGUUGUGGGAAUUGGAGGCACUGCAGGCAUGGUUCAUCCGUCCACUGGGUACAUGGUGGCCAGGACCCUUGCGGCGGCUCCCAUCAUUGCAAACUCAAUCGUUCAGUUCCUAGGUCCUAACCAUGGCCUCUUGGGUAGUGAACUCUCGUCACAAGUUUGGAAGGAUCUGUGGCCUAUUGAAAGGAGAAGGCAGAGAGAAUUCUUCUGCUUUGGUAUGGAUAUCCUGCUUAAACUUGACUUGCAAGCAACAAGGAGAUUUUUCGAUACGUUUUUCGAUCUGGAACCACACUACUGGCAUGGUUUUCUGUCAUCUAGAUUAUUUCUUCCAGAGCUUGUAACUUUUGGGCUAUCUUUAUUCUCACAUGCUUCAAAUACUUCUAGGUUAGAGAUCAUGUCCAAGGGCACUCUUCCUUUGGUGAAUAUGAUCAAUAACUUGCUACGAGAGAAAAAUUAGGUUUACAAUCAUUUUAGUGUAACUGUAAUAAUGUAUUUGUAAUAUGUACCUGCACGCCAUUUCACAAUCAAUUUAUAUGUAGAAGUGAUUUUGUGGUUUUUGA
Molecule: messenger RNA, 2047 nt
Organism: Musa acuminata AAA Group (dessert banana)
Lineage: Eukaryota; Viridiplantae; Streptophyta; Magnoliopsida; Zingiberales; Musaceae
Product: lycopene beta cyclase, chloroplastic/chromoplastic
Exons: 2
Coding region: 430-1944 (504 amino acids)
Biological process (GO): carotenoid biosynthetic process
Molecular function (GO): oxidoreductase activity, acting on paired donors, with incorporation or reduction of molecular oxygen
Source: RefSeq, a predicted model, not a curated record